Molecule: messenger RNA, 306 nt
Organism: Lactuca virosa
Lineage: Eukaryota; Viridiplantae; Streptophyta; Magnoliopsida; Asterales; Asteraceae
Source: the annotation of a GenBank genome assembly
AUGGCUCAUAAGUCUCGUCAUUCUCCUGAAAGGUCUGGAAGUUUUUCACCUUCGUUUGUUAGAAAACCACAAAUUGGUCGAAAGGGGAUUCUCAUUUGUGAAAUACCCGUUCCUGUUUCACCACAAACCAAGAAAAGGAGAGCAGAAGAUAUGGCAAAGAAGAUUUCAAAGAAACAAAAGCCACAAAAGAAACAAAGGAAACUGGUGUUGCAAGAAGAUUCAACUGACGAAGAAGUAGUUCCUGACACACCACCUGAAGAUACAAUAUUGGGCCAUUCUUCACCAGUGAGGGAUUUGUUGGAUUAG